Molecule: messenger RNA, 1680 nt
Organism: Danaus chrysippus (African queen)
Lineage: Eukaryota; Metazoa; Arthropoda; Insecta; Lepidoptera; Nymphalidae
Source: the annotation of a GenBank genome assembly
AUGAGUACUGAGAAUGGGGUUUCCGAUGAGCCCGUCAGCAAAAAACGCCGAAUUGAUUCUGCUAAAGACAAGCCCAAAACGAAGAAAAAGCAUAUUCCUGUAUUUCGAUUGAAACCUACCGGAGAGACGGCGUCAUUAUGUUUGUCAUCAGAGGAAAGAGUGCCAUUAGUUCUCACAGAUAUUCAACAUUUGCUUUUACAUUCGUUAUUUGGAAACCUAAAUCUUACCCAGCCACCGCGUUGGUACACCAUAGACAAAUGCAAUCACAUCAGCCAAACCACCUGUCUUAUUAUUGAAGGUAUUUCUGUCCAGGACUGGGAAAAUUAUCAAGAUAUGCUGAAGAGUACGCACAAGAUAUUUGAUAGUGCCGUUGAAGUUUUAACUCCUUCUGUUUAUAAUGGAUCCCUAGUUAAAGAAAUGGCCUUAGUACCGCUGUCAGAAAAUGAAAAAGAAACAUUAAUACAAAAAUAUGGUAGCAUGAACUUAGCUCUUGAGGUGAGAAAGGAUUUGAUGGUGAUGAUGAAAGCUGUUUUUCCUAUCAGAGAUGAAAUAGCAGGUUCAGUAGAUGUCAGACGACUUGAUGAAAAAUUUCCACGGACACAGCUUAUACUGUCCGCUUGGCAAUUGAUAGAUGAAAAUUAUCCAGUUCCACUCAAAGGUAAAUUACAGAAUGUGUACGCUGAUUAUGUUAUGACAAAAGAAGAGUAUUCACCAGUUACAGCGGAAUCACCAAUGUUCGGUUUAGAUUGUGAAAUGUGUCUUACAAAAGCUGGUUCAGAGUUAACACGAGUAUCAAUUGUUAACGAACAACAUGAAACUGUAUAUGAAUCUUUUGUUAAACCCUACAACCAGAUAAUGGAUUAUUUAACUCAGUAUUCUGGUAUUACUGAGGAGUUAUUGAGAGAUGUAACAAAAAGGCUAGAAGAUGUACAGAAAGAAAUACAAGAGCUUCUGCCUUCUGAUGCAAUAUUAGUCGGACAGUCUUUGAAUUCAGAUUUACAUGCCUUAAGGUUAAUGCACCCAUAUAUUAUUGACACAAGUUUGAUUUACAAUUUCACUGGGGAAAGAUAUCGUAAGCCGAAGUUAAAAGUAUUAGCAAAGGAAUAUCUCAAAGAGGAAAUUCAGACUGGCACAGAUGGUCAUUGCUCAGUUGAGGAUUCCCUUGCCUCUCUAAAACUUGUUCAGCUGAAAUUAAGCAAGAGUGUUGAAUUUGGUGAUGCAGUACACACAAAGAGGCAAAAAUACAAAGAAAAUGUCAAUAAAAUGGUCACCGAGCCCCAUUAUGCUUUGUCCAUUUUUAAUCACAUUAUAGAACAGAAGAAAACCUCGAUAAUCAUCGGCUGUGACAAUAUAACAGGCGACUAUCAUACAUUUUUGACUCAAGCCAAGGAAAGUUUAAGUACUCAGUUGAAGAAAAGUAAACCAAAGCGAGUUAAAUUGAGUACAGUAGACAGUAUGGAUGAAGUUAUAACAACAUUAACUGAAUCUGUGAAAAAUUAUAAUUUAGUCAUGGGACACUUGAAAUUGGAGGCGUCCGAAGAUGAUACAAAGUUAAUGCAAACGGUUGACGGAUGGGUAGAAACUGUGUGGAACAGUGUUCAAGAAUCAGCUAUCUGUGUUAUUGUAUUCGGUGGAACUGUAAACGGAAAUGGAGUAGCGAUGAUGAAAGUGAAAAGUUAA